ACGUGCUACGGUAAGCGUACUGACUCACUUCCGGUUUCCUUCCUGCUCUGUGUACACUGUUUGGUGCUGUAGCUCUGUCAGUGAACGCUAAAUAUAAAUUAGUUUUACUCGUUACAGCGGUUAUUUACCCGCUUAACAUUUAAACGUAGACUAGUUCUACUUAAACACUUGGAGUUUCUCCCUCUUUUAGGGACUUUUCACUACUUUCAAAGUUUUUCAUACACUCUAGUUUCAUUAGCAUUAGCAGUUAGCUUUGGCUUCUCCCUCUCCCUCUCCUCUGUCCUGCUCAGUGUGUCAGAUGUUCAGUUAUUCCUCUGCCUCCUUUAAAGAUAAUGGUACCUGUAUUAAAUGUAGUUUAUUUACUGCGCUGGAGGCGAGGCUUAGUGAGUUAGAGGAACGGCACCGCACCACGGAGAUAUCUUUAGCCCCUAUAGUUAGCCAGCCCCCGGUAGCCGGUGCAGUCCGACCAAAGGUAGCUUCUGUUAGCUCUGUAGUUCCCCCGGUAGUUCCCGAGCAGCCGGGAAGACAGGGAGGCUGGGUGACUGAGCGAAGGAAGACUAGAACGGCGAAGCCCACAGGUCACCACCAACCGCUUCACGUUUCCAAUACAUUUUCCCCACUCAGCGAUACACCCGCUGAGGAACCAACUCUGGUUAUUGGCAGCUCCAUAGUCAGAAACGUGAAGUUAGCGAAGCCAGCGGCCAUAGUCAAAUGCAUCCCUGGGGCCAGAGCGGGCGACAUUGAAUCAAAUUUAAAACUGCUGGCUAAAGAUAAACGUAAAUACAGUAAGAUUGUUAUCCACGUCGGCGGUAACGACACCCGUUUACGCCAAUCGGAGGUCACUAAGAUUAAUGUGGAGUCGGUGUGUAACUAUGCUAAGACAAUGUCGGACACCGUAGUUUUCUCUGGACCCCUCCCCAAUGUGACCAGUGAUGACAUGUAUAGCCGCAUGUUGUCAUUCCACCGCUGGCUGUCGAGGUGGUGUCCAGCAAACGAUGUGGGCUUCAUUGAUAACUGGAAGCCUUUUUGGGGAAAACCUGGUCUGAUUAGGAGAGAUGGCAUCCAUCCCACUUUGGAUGGAGCGGCUCUCUUAUCUAGGAAUAUGGCGAAGUUUAUCUCUAAAACCUGACAGUCCAGAGUUAGGACCAGGAAGCAGAGCUGCUGUCUUACACACUUCUCUGCGCUUUCUUUAGAACAGUCACCCACCCAAAACCCCAUAGAGACUGUGUCUGUCCCCCGACCACCUAAACUAUUUAAAGAAAUAAAAACAAGAGGAGUUCAACAUAAAAAUCUAAUAAAAAUUAAAACCAACUCCUCAGUAGCACAAAAUAAGAGAAUGAAAUGUGGGCUGUUAAAUAUCAGGUCUCUGUCCUCUAAAGCUGUUUUAGUGAAUGAAUUAAUAUCAGAUUAUGAUAUUGAUUUACUUUGUCUUACUGAGACCUGGUUGUCCCACGAGGAGUAUGUUAGCCUAAAUGAAUCCACCCCCCCAGUCAUAUUAAUACUCACAUUCCUCGAGGCACAGGCCGAGGAGGUGGAGUAGCAGCUAUAUAUGAUUCGAGCGUUUUAAUGGACCCUAAACCUAAACUAAAUUAUAAUUCAUUUGAAAGCCUUGUUCUUAGUCUUUCUCACCCAAACUGGAAAACACUGCAGCCAGUUCUAUUUGUUAUAGUGUACCGCGCUCCUGGACCGUACUCUGAUUUUAUAUCUGAAUUUUCAGAGUUUCUAUCAAAGUUAGUCCUUAAAUCAGAUAAAGUAAUUAUUGUAGGUGAUUUUAAUAUUCAUGUGGAUGUUGACAAUGACAGCCUUAGUAAUGCAUUUAUAUCAUUAAUAGACUCAAUUGGCUUCUGUCAGAGUGUAAAUAAACCAACUCAUUGUUUUAAUCACACUCUUGACCUUGUUUUAUCCUAUGGCAUUGAUAUUGAACAUUUAAUAGUCUUCCCACAUAAUCCUUUCCUAUCUGACCAUUAUUUAGUAACUUUUGAAUUCAUACUAUUAGAUUAUAAGCCAUUAGGCAAAACUUUCUACAGCAGAUGUCUAUCUGACAGUGCUGUAGCUAAAUUUAAGGAGGAGAUUCCUUCAGUGUUUAAUUCAAUGCCAUGUCUGAAUUUAACAGAGUCCUAUAACAACUUUAGUCCCUCUGAAAUUGAUAAUCUUGUCGAUAGUGCUACAGGCUCACUACGAUCAACAUUAGACUCUAUCGCUCCUAUAAAAAGGAAAUUAUUAAAACAUAGGAGACUAGCACCUUGGUAUAACCACCAAACCCGCCAGUUAAAGCAAAUAGCUAGGAAAUCUGAAAGGAAAUGGCGCUCUUCCAAAUUAUCAGAAUAUCGCUCAAAUUGGCAAGAUGAUCUUAAGAUUUAUAGAAAGGCCCUCCGUAAUGCCAGAGGAGCCUAUUACUCAGCACUAAUAGAAGAAAAUAAGAACAACCCUAGGUUCCUCUUCAGCACUGUAGCCAGGCUGACAGAGAGUCACAGCUCUAUCGAGCCACAUAUCCCCAUAAACUUAAGUAGCAAUGACUUCAUGAGCUUCUUCUAUAAUAAAAUUAUUACUAUUUGAGAAAAAAUUAAUCACCAACUGCCAUCAACAGUUAUCAGUGGCUCUCCAAGUUCAGGGACUUCUGUCAAUGUAAACUUAGAUGUAUAUUUAGACUAUUUUUCUGCUAUCGAUCUUCAUCAGUUAACUUCAAUCAUUUCUUCAUCGAAGUCAUCAACCUGUCUGUUAGACCCGAUCCCAACUAGGCUGCUUAAAGAAGUUGUUCCCUUAAUUGGCACUUCUUUACUGGAUAUGAUUAAUCUUUCUUUAUUAUCAGGAUAUGUACCACAGUCCUUUAAAGUAGCUGUAAUUAAACCCCUUCUUAAAAAGUCCACUCUUGACCCAGGGGUUUUAGCCAACUAUAGACCGAUUUCUAACCUCCCGUUCCUCUCUAAGAUUCUGGAGAAAGUAGUCGCCAAAGAGUUGUGUGACUUUCUACAUAACAAUAGUUUAUUUGAGGAUUUUCAGUCAGGAUUUAGAGUUCAUCAUA
Molecule: messenger RNA, 3022 nt
Organism: Dicentrarchus labrax (European seabass)
Lineage: Eukaryota; Metazoa; Chordata; Actinopteri; Moronidae
Exons: 1
Coding region: 1567-2556 (329 amino acids)
Molecular function (GO): catalytic activity
Source: RefSeq, a predicted model, not a curated record